GGGUAAAAGAGAAGUGUGACCGGCGUUGAGCGCAUAUAGGUAGUCGUGAGAGGAGUCAGUCGGUGACGGGUUGUGUCUUUAGUGCUGUAGUGAAGAGUUUGUCGAGCCGCUUGUGUUAAAAAAUGAGCUGGCAGGAUUACGUUGACAAGCAGCUGCUCGCGUCUAGAUGUGUUACCAAAGCUGCAAUCGGAGGACACGAUGGCAAUGUCUGGGCAAAGUCUGAGGGCUUCGAAGUGAGCAAAGAGGAGCUGGCAAAAUUGGUCCAGGGAUUCGACGAUCAGGAUAUUCUGACCUCGUCGGGCGUCACCUUGGCCGGCAACAGGUACAUUUACUUGUCGGGAACGGAUCGAGUGAUAAGGGCAAAACUUGGCAAGGUCGGCGUUCACUGCAUGAAGACGACGCAAUCGGUAGUUGUCUCCCUGUACGAAGACCCCAUACAGCCACAGCAAGCCGCGUCAGUCGUUGAAAAACUCGGGGACUACCUCCUGGCCUGCGGCUAUUAGUAACCUCUGGGACCCAACAUAAAUAUCUAAUAUUAAUAUUAAACGAUACGGUCGAUUAUUUUAAUGAACAGCGAGUGGAAUGCGUCAUGCCGCACGAGUCGCGCCGGAACUGCCGCAAGCUUGCCGCGUGACGUUCGAUGAGAAGCAACUACAUCAGCAACAGCAACAGCAACAGCAACAGCAACAGCAGCAACAACAACAACAACAACAAGAACAACAACAGCUAUCAUAUUUCAGUCGUCGUUCUCUCCUCUUCGAUUCGACUCAAUAUUCGGCAAUAAGCACGUACAAGUAUACACGAUAUCUUUGGAAAUACUUAAAACACUUACAUAAAGACGAACAGAGCCAAAUUCAUAUACAUACAUAAUAUACAUACGCACACACAUAUAUACGUACGAUGUGCAUUAUACGUGGUAAUAGAUAUAUAUCGAUUGGCGAAAAGGCAGCGGGAAUUGUGCGAUCGCAAUCUAUCUAGCCUUUUCGUUCUUUUCUUUUUUUUCUUUUUUUUCUUCUUGUAUUUUUAUUUUAAUUUAGCUACCGCGUUUUUUCAUCUCUUAUAAAAAUCAAUAAUUGGUUGUAAUUCGAUGAAAACUAUACAUCUACGUGCACAUAUACACGCGUCGAUAGAUCAUUAGCGAUCGUGUGCGUCGAUUCGUGGAUGGAGAGACAAAUACACAAGCAUGCAUUAAGUAUAAGAAAUAAUGAUAAUAAAUAAUAGUAAACUAUUGCGUGUUAGGUUUACAGUCUUUUUUUUGUAGAGAACGUAAGGAUGCGAGAGAGGAGUAAAGAGAAGGCAAGAAAGAAAAAGAGCGCAUGCGUGAGAGAGCAGGGGAGGCAGAGAGAGAAAGAGAGAGCGAAAGGGUUAAAGAAUGAAAGAGAGAACAAAUGAUAGAGAGGAUGUUGGAAAGGGCGUGAAAGAGGAACGAGUGUUCGGGAAAGAUUCCAACGAGUUAAAAGGAAGCGAACUAGCGCGGGGGGGGGGGUUGAGCACGAAAGAAGAAAACAUCGAUUUCGUGAGAAUUAAACAUGAAUUGAGAAGAAUCGAAACAAGUCGUGUCUGGGGAGGUGCGAGAAAAAGCUCUUUUACAGGAAUAAAUGUUGAUAUCAGUCUAAGAGUGACGACUGUAACGAUUAAGACUGUGACGUGACGUGACGUGACGUGAUGUGACGUGGUGGACGAUGACACUUUACAAACGAGUGUGCGGCGAAGAGUGGAACGGCAUGAAUUCGUUGCGAUCCCGAUCGAUGGAAUUCCUCCUUCCCCUCCCCAUUGAUGCAGUUCUUUUAGCUGUUUACACUUUUCAUUAUUAUUGCUAUGCGAAAAGGGAAUGAAUCGACGAACGUUGUAUAACAGAGAUAGAUAGGGAGAGAGAGAGAGCGCGCGAAAGAGAGAGAGAGAGAGAGAGAGAGAGAGAGAAAAAGAAAGAAAGAAAGAGGAGAAAGUGGGAUGGGGGUGAGAAACGAGUUGAGAGUUGCAACACGUACACCAGGAUGAUAUAUAUAUAUAUAAAUAUAUAUAAAUCUGACAUACGCAGAAGCGCGCGAUAUGCAUACAAAAUACAUUACACACGAUCGCGCGAAAGUUGAAGGAUGGGACUCUACACGGCAAAACGGAUGUUUCAAAGUUAUGGCACCGAUUUGAAAUCAUUGAAAGCAACUAACUAACGUCCAUUUUUCCUUAGUUCUUGUUCUUUUCUUUUUCUUAUUCUCGCAGCUGCUUAAUUAUCAUCGGUACUCGUUACCCAAAGUGUAUUACGUUUGAAUAGAACAGAAAUAUCUGCUAAGAAACAGCAAGAGGAUUCGAUGAUAAAAUCAGUGUAGAAGAAGAUAUUCUCAUCGAAAUAUGAAGUCGAAAGAAUUGAAAAGUAAAAGAAAAAUAAAGGAUUCGAAGAAAAAGAAAAGGAAGAAGAAGAAGAAGAAGAAGAUGAAGAUGAAGAUGAAGAUAAAGAAGAAGAAGAAGAAGAAGAAGAAGAAGAAGAAGAAGAAAAUGAAGAUUUGCCGUGUACUCAUAUUUGACUUGCGCAGCCUCGUACACGUUACACCGAAACACCCUCGCACAGUCACAUACAUCCUAUACACGAUACCGCUACCAUUUAUUAUUACUGUAAUAUUACCGCUAUUACUAUUACUAUAAUCGGUUGCUUGUCGAUUCGUCUGGCGUCAAGCAGCAACCCAAACUACUAUGUAACGAUUUUUAUUGAUAACGAAAUAAGGAAUAAACUUUGAAGUAAUAAUUGUAAUUGAAGGUAACUCCCAAGCGUCGUCCACGUAUUCGUAUCUGUCUCAUAUACAUAUAUUUUAAAGUUUUCGUUUCGUUUGAGCAGAGAGAAAGAGAAAGAGAAAGAGUUUUCGAUUCCUUCGUUCCAUAAUCCGACGACUCCCGUUUUUUCGUGAUUUAUCGUGCAUCUAGCUACGCAAUGAGAAGAAAAGAGGAGGGUGUAUGCGCGUGUGAACGAACGAACGAACGAACGAAUGAGAACGAGCGAUAGAGUCAAGAAUUUAUACGCGCAAGAUUUCUACCUCUUAAAAUGCAAAGAGAGAAGCCAACUCUAAGGUCCUAAGAAGAAAGAAGAAUAAAAGCGCGAGUAA
Messenger RNA from Osmia lignaria (orchard mason bee), 3092 nucleotides. It is a transcript of the gene chic, whose product is annotated as profilin chickadee. Gene Ontology annotation, molecular function: actin monomer binding. The record is from RefSeq and is a predicted model, not a curated record. Gene Ontology annotation, cellular component: cell cortex. NCBI's taxonomy places the organism in Eukaryota, Metazoa, Arthropoda, Insecta, Hymenoptera, Megachilidae.